Papaver somniferum (opium poppy) is the source of this 1660-nucleotide messenger RNA. Its product is annotated as vicilin-like antimicrobial peptides 2-2. The transcript has 6 exons. Bases 1 to 1503 code for a protein of 500 amino acids. The record is from RefSeq and is a predicted model, not a curated record. NCBI's taxonomy places the organism in Eukaryota, Viridiplantae, Streptophyta, Magnoliopsida, Ranunculales, Papaveraceae.
AUGGCGAUGAUGAAAAUCAAAAGCUAUACUUUGAUUCUCUUCUCAUUAAUCUCUAUAUUUCUUCUAUCUGCAACUCUUUCUUUGUGUCAUCAUGAUCAUAAUUUAAGGCAAUGUAGAGAGCGUUGUGAACAAAAACAAAAAUACCAACAACAGCGUUGCCUUAGAGAUUGUCAAGAAAAGUAUGGAGGAACAGGAUGGGAAUCAACAGAAGAAGAAACAGAAAGAAGUCAUGAACAUAACAAACGUUGGGAAGAAGAGCAACAACAACAGAAUAAUCCUUAUUUCUUCGAAGAAGAAAGUUUUAAGGAAUGGUUUAGAACACAAGAUGGGUAUUUCAGUGUUUCACAAAAGUUUUCUGAAAAAUCAAAGCUACUUCGAGCGUUUGAUAAUUAUCGUUUAUCAUUCUUUGAAGCUAAUCCUCAUACUUUCUUAGUCCCUAGCCACAUUGAUGCUGAAUAUAUCUUUUAUGUUGUGAAAGGGAAAGGAACAAUAAGUUUGGUGAAUCAAGAAAGUAGAGAGACAUACAAUCUCGAACGUGGAGACGUAUUGAGGGUUCCAGCAGGGACCAUACUCAACGUAAUAAAUAGGGACAAUGAACAGAAGCUUCAGUUUGCUGAAUUUGCUCAAUCCAUCUCCAUUCCAAGCAAACCCAGGGAUUACAUUGGAAUGGGAGGGCAGAAUCCAGAAUCAUUUUUCAAUAGCUUUAGUGGUGAAGUACUUGAAGCUGCUUUCAAUACACCAAGGGAUCAAUUAAAGAGGUUGUUUGGACAACAAAAGAAAGGAAUGAUGUUCCAAGCAUCAGAAGAACAAAUUAAGGCAAUCAGUAAACACGCAUCAGAGAGUCACCAGAAGAGGAAAGGAAAAUCAUCAAGAGGACCCUUUAACCUAUUGCAGAAGUCUCCUUUACAUUCUAACGAACAUGGAAAGCUAUUUCAAAUAGAUGGAAAUGACUACAAUCAACUUCAAGAUCUCGAUAUGUCCGUUACCUUCAAAAACAUCACCAAGGGUGGAAUGAUGGCACCAUUUUACAAUUCAAAAUCAAGUAGAUUUGUGAUGAUAGUCAAGGGUCAUGGUUACUUUGAAAUGGCUUGUCCACAUCUCUCUGAAACCCAACAAAGAGGACAGAGGACGCAAGCACAGGAAGAAACAGAGCAAGAAGACGUACAUUACCAAAGGAUCAGUGCACAACUUCGCCCAAAAACAGCAUUUAUAAUCCCGGCAGGUCAUCCUACCACCAUUGUUGCAUCCAAAAACGAAAACCUACAGAUGGUUGUAUUUGGAGUCAAUGUCCGUGACAAUCAGAAAAACUUCCUUGCAGGGAGGGAGAACGUUAUGAACCAGAUGAGUAGAGAGGCUAAGGAAUUAGGGUUCAACAUGCAAGCAAAAGAGGUGGAAGAAAUCUUUAACAACCAGAAAGAAUCUUUCUUUCUACCAGGGCCUCAGCAACAGCAACAAAAACAUGAUGUUCCUUUGAACUCCAUCUAUGAUUUUCCUGCCUUCUAAUUAGCACUACUAGUGUAUGCAUGUGUGUGAAAGAGAGAGAGAGAAUGUAACUAUAUGUAUCCAUGUAUGUGAACUAAAUCUGAGAAGCCGUGUAUGUAAGAUAAUGAACAAGAGGCUGUUCGUCAUCUAAAUAAAUAAGUCUGGAGUAUCUUUUAGG